Molecule: messenger RNA, 1233 nt
Organism: Ascochyta rabiei
Lineage: Eukaryota; Fungi; Ascomycota; Dothideomycetes; Pleosporales; Didymellaceae
Product: 3'(2'),5'-bisphosphate nucleotidase
Exons: 1
Coding region: 1-1233 (410 amino acids)
Biological process (GO): sulfate assimilation; phosphatidylinositol phosphate biosynthetic process
Molecular function (GO): 3'(2'),5'-bisphosphate nucleotidase activity
Source: RefSeq, a predicted model, not a curated record
AUGCCCCCCACCGCGCCGUACAGAUACUUUUUCCUCGCCGCCCUCGUCCUGGCUUCUGCAAUCCUCCAGCCCACGGCCUUCUUCCGCUCCGCCGCCCGCCUGUUCCAGUGGAAGCAGCACCUCCCCCUCAGCCCCGCCCUCGACGCCAACCGCACGCUGCACGCCAUGGCCUACGACAGGGAACUCGAGCUCGCCCUGCUGGCCGUCCAGCGCGCCUCCAUCCUCACCAAGAGCGUCUACUCGUCCCACAGCAAGGGCACCCUCACCAAGACGGACAGCUCGCCCGUCACCAUCGGCGACUUUGGCGCCCAGGCCCUGAUCAUCGCCAGCAUCAAGUCCGCCUUCCCCGACGACGAGGUCGUGGGCGAGGAGGACGCAGACGACCUGCGCAGCAACGCCGACCUGAAGCAGCUCGUCUGGGACCUCGUCCAGCAGGCCAGGCUCAGCGACGCCGCCUCCGAGCACAAGAUUGGCGGGCCCAUCAAGAGCGCCGACGACAUGCUCACCGCCCUCGACAGCGGCGCCAGCCCAGGCGGGAACAAGGGCCGCAUCUGGGCCCUCGACCCCAUCGACGGCACAAAGGGCUUCCUGCGCGGCGGCCAGUACGCCGUGUGCCUCGCCCUCAUGGUCGACGGCGUGCCCACCGUCGGCGUCAUCGGCUGCCCCAACCUGCCCGUCGACGACAAGGCACCGCUGGACAGCAACAUCGGCACCGACGCCGACGACAAGGAGGGCAAGGGCGUGCUGUUCGGCGCCGUCAAGGGCCAGGGCGCCACCUCGCGCGCCCUCACAGCCGGCAAGCUCGAGCCGCCCACCACCAUCCACAUGUCGCCGCUCCCGGACGUCGCGCAGGCCACCUUCUGCGAGUCCGUCGAGGCCGCCCACAGCUCCCACGGCGACCAAGCCGACAUUGCAAAGAAGCUCGGCAUCACAAAGCACUCGGUGCGCAUGGACUCGCAGGCAAAGUACUGCUCCAUUGCCCGCGGCGCAGGCGAUCUGUACCUGCGCCUGCCCACGAGCAAGACGUACCAGGAGAAGAUCUGGGACCACGCCGCCGGCGUCGUGCUGGUGCAGGAGGCUGGCGGCGAGGUCACCGACGCGUGGGGCAAGACGCUCAACUUUGGCAUGGGCCGCACGCUCAAGGAAAACAAGGGCAUCAUUGCUGCGCCCAAGUCCGUGCACGCACAGGUCAUCGAGGUCGUCAAGGAGGUGCUGAGCGCGAAGAAGGAUUGA